Molecule: messenger RNA, 1474 nt
Organism: Cadophora gregata
Lineage: Eukaryota; Fungi; Ascomycota; Leotiomycetes; Helotiales; Ploettnerulaceae
Exons: 5
Coding region: 133-1431 (432 amino acids)
Source: RefSeq, a predicted model, not a curated record
AGUAUCCGUACAAAUUUCCCACAAUUUACCAUUCUUAUCAACUCACUCGUCGGCCUCUUUUCUCUCUCUUCAAUCAUUCAUUAUGCUCGCCCUCGUGCAACGGGAACUGCCUGUUGUUGAGGAUUGCGAAGUAUGAUACUUUCGCGGAAGAAAACUGUCAGAACAGCACUGGUUGUUUCAGCCGUGAUUGUUCUUUACUAUGCUUCAGUUCUGUUGAACCCGGCCUUUGGAAUCUCAAGCUUUAUGUCGUUGUUGGGCGCGAAGUAUCCUUCGCAGGCACUAUUUGAGAAUCGUGCGUUAAAUGAAGCGCAAUGCAGAGCUACGUUUCCUGGCCUUACCAAGGAAAUCGACGAUGCCGUCGCGCGGGGUCCUUUUAAGCUUGUGAGGGAGCCACAGAACUAUCAAGGUCUGGUCCAAGGGAGAAUAAAAGAUGGAAAGCUCUAUAUCAUCUCUGCAGACAGUCGAGCCUCUCGACAGAUGUUAUACGAACGAGAUGCCGUCUUACGUCAAAUCCAUCGUGCAAUAACCACAUCUCCAACGCCUCUGCCUGAUACAAUCUUCACCUACUCCAUCAUCGACAACCCCCGGCAAAACAGCUGGUCCUUCUCCCGCGAUCCAAAAAUGCUGGGAAACUAUUGGAUUAUGCCACAUUUCAGUUUUUGGUCUUGGCCCCUCCCUUUUAUUGGCACUAUGGACGAAGCCCUUUCCAGAAUUGAGAAUGUUGAGAAGGAAACGGCCUGGGAGCAGAAGAUAGAUAAGGUUGUGUGGAGGGGUACUGCUUGGUUCAACUCGAUUGGCAAUACGGCCUUGAGACCGCAUUUACUUGCCGCCACGAAAGAAAAAGAGUGGGCGGAUGUAGAAGGGUUAGAAUGGGAGUCGAACUCGAAAGGAGCUAACAACUCCAUCAAAAUUGAGGACUUCUGCAAAUACAAGUAUAUCGUCUAUACGGAGGGCAUAACCUACUCUGGCCGACUCCCCUUCCACCAAGCCUGCAAGUCGAUCAUCAUCACCCCUCCACCUAGCUACCUGAUGCAUACUACGCACCUAAUGCGACCUCUCUUCUCCUCAACCCUGCCCUUUUCCCCGUCCGCCAACUCGAAAGUUGGGGCAGGGCCCAACCCAAGAUGGACGCAUUCUUACCCGCCUUCGCAAGCCAACGUCGUUUUUGUUGACCCGGACUGGGCAGACUUAGAGCAGACAGUGAUGUGGUUGAGGGCGCAUCCUAUUAUUGCUGAGGGGAUUGCGGAACGGCAGAGGGAGCUAGUAGCAGACAGAGGACUGCUCUCUGAAGCUUCAGAGGCCUGUUACUGGCGCUCACUGAUCAGGGGAUGGAGUAAAGUUGCGAUACUUGAAGACAUUGCCUGGAAAAGUGUCGAAGAUGGGGUUAGGUGGGAGACAUUUAGUCUGACUGCAAAGUCUGGAUGGGAAUAGUGUGAAUCAAAACUUUAAGAGACACUCGGAUGGUAACACAGAC